This is a messenger RNA of Penicillium verrucosum, 1467 nucleotides long. Its product is annotated as putative carboxylesterase. The transcript is spliced from 2 exons. The coding region runs from base 1 to 1467 and encodes 488 amino acids. The record is from RefSeq and is a predicted model, not a curated record. Lineage: Eukaryota; Fungi; Ascomycota; Eurotiomycetes; Eurotiales; Aspergillaceae.
AUGAGGUUCUCAGACCUGAUUGUCACCCUACUCCUCGGAUUCGGGGUCACAGCCAGCACUGCAUGGGACAACCCUCUAGUUUCCCUCGACUACGGAUCCUUCAAAGGCCAAUAUGACAGUACCUACAACCUCUCAUAUUUUCGCAAGAUCCCAUUUGCUGCACCACCAAUAGGGGAGAACCGCUUUCGCGCGCCUCAGCCACCACUGAAGAUCACCGGAGACCUCUAUGACACAAACCAGGACUUCGACAUGUGCCCCCAGCGCACAGUUAACGGCAGUGAAGAUUGUCUCUAUCUGGGUCUAUUCUCACGGCCAUGGGACGUAGCCAAGGAUACCAGCAGACCAGUGCUGGUCGUAUUCUACGGCGGGGCUUUCAUCCAAGGCAGCGCGGCAUUCACCAUGCCGCCAUCCUCAUUCCCGAUCCUCAACGUCAGCAACAUCAACGAUUACAUCGUCAUCUACUCCAACUACCGCGUCAAUGCCUUCGGCUUCCUACCCGGCACGGCAAUCAAGGACUCGUCGACCUCAGAUCUAAACCCGGGGCUAUUAGACCAGCAAUAUGUCUUAAAAUGGGUCCAGAGCCACAUCCAUCAUUUUGGUGGCAAUCCUCACAACGUAACAAUAUGGGGCCAGUCAGCCGGUGCCGGCUCAGUAGUCGCGCAGGUCCUCGCAAACGGCCGCCAUGGCCAACCGAAACUAUUCUCCAAAGCCCUUGCCAGCUCGCCGUUCUGGCCGAAGACAUAUAAAUACAACGCACCCCAAGCAGAAGAAAUCUACACCCAGUUGGCGAACCUGACAGGCUGUGAUAGCUAUAACAACGAUGAUGAGACACUCGCCUGUCUCAAAUCCGUGGAUGUCCAGAAGAUCCGUGAUGCAAGCCUGGUAAUUGGAGCAGGCAACACUUGGACAACGAGCUCUUACACUUGGGCGCCUGUGAUAGACGAUACCUUCCUAGUUGAGACACUCACAGACACUGUGAACAAGGGCUCCCUGGACACAGAGUUUGUCUGGGGAAUGUACAACACCCACGAGGGCCAGAAUUUCAUUCCGUCGGGUCUUGACAGCGCAGUUUUGGUUAAUGGAUUUAAUUCCUCUGUUGCGAGUUUCCAACAGUGGCUUUCGGGUUUCGUGCCUGGGUUGUCGACCAAGCAGAUUGGUGACGUGGAAUCUCUUUAUUAUCCCGCUGAGGGGGCUAACUUGAAUGAUAUCAGUGGAACAGAAUCAACGAUGUCCAAGAGACUAACCCUGUCGUUUAUGAAGGCUACGCGGGGGCUUUCGCGAGUUUUUUUCCAGACGGGAGACCCGAAUGCACACAAGGUGACGAAUACUUCACAGCCAGGUGUGCCGGAACUACAUACGGGCGAGGAAUUCGUCGUUGUGGAUGAUGGGCUUGAGAAUGUGAAGCUGGUCCACUUGAAGAAGAGGUGUGACUUCUGGCGAAGGCUGGCGAGGGAGAUACCCGUGUGA